Messenger RNA from Naegleria lovaniensis, 645 nucleotides. RefSeq lists its product as uncharacterized. The transcript has 2 exons. The record is from RefSeq and is a predicted model, not a curated record. Gene Ontology annotation, biological process: phosphatidylcholine biosynthetic process. Gene Ontology annotation, molecular function: S-adenosylmethionine-dependent methyltransferase activity. The coding region runs from base 1 to 645 and encodes 214 amino acids. Lineage: Eukaryota; Heterolobosea; Eutetramitea; Acrasida; Naegleriidae.
AUGGAACAAUACAUUGAUUUGAGCGACAAGAAUUUGCAUUACGUGGCUGGAGUAACUAUCCUUGCUCCAAUCAUUUGGAAUGUUUUGGCCCGUAUUGAAUAUCAUACUCGUUUACUCACCAAACUCGCUUGUGGUAACGCACAACUAGGAUGUUACAUGUUGGCUGUUUAUAUUUUCAGCUUUUCCUUGUUUAGAGAUUAUUUGUUUGAUAGAGCACUUGCUUCUCAGCCUGUUGUGUUGAAGGAACAAUACGGAACUGAGCUCAUGUAUGUGGGUUAUGCUUUGCAAGGAAUUGCUUCCUUGUUGGUUUUAGGAGCCUAUUAUCAAUUGGGAAUUACUGGAACUUAUCUUGGUGACUACUUUGGUAUCCUCAUGGAAGACAGAAUUACCUCUUUCCCAUUCAACGUUACUGACAAUCCAAUGUACAAUGGUUCUACUUUGUGGUUCAUUGGUCACUCUCUUGUCAAAUGCUCACCAGCUGGUUUGUUGUUGAGUUUGGAAAUUUUCAUCAUGUACAAGAUUGCUUUAAUGUUUGAGGAACCUUUCACUGCUAUGAUUUAUGCUAAGAGAGAUGAAGAGAGAAAGUCUGGUAAAUCAUCAUCUCCAACUACACCAUCAAAGAGAAAGAGCAAGAAGUUGGAUUAA